Puccinia graminis f. sp. tritici CRL 75-36-700-3 is the source of this 225-nucleotide messenger RNA. RefSeq lists its product as uncharacterized. The record is from RefSeq and is a predicted model, not a curated record. Lineage: Eukaryota; Fungi; Basidiomycota; Pucciniomycetes; Pucciniales; Pucciniaceae. Bases 1 to 225 code for a protein of 74 amino acids. The transcript has a single exon.
AUGCCUUCGCUUCAGGCAGGGGGUGGUAAACAGACGUGUGCUACCCUGUCCGAUGACCGACCCUGCUUCCGCCGGAUGUGCGAGCGCCAGGUUCAUUCUGGGGGUGGGACGGCCGGAAGCAACGUCUGUGGACUGCCCAAGAGGACGGUCACGAGGGGUAAUGUAUCCGACGGCUCAUCUCGGCCCGUCGAUAGACCUUCUAUGGGACCCGUAGUUGGGCCGUAG